GCAAUCAUUGCAGAAAACCACUUUAUACUCUUGAGAGAUACAAAAUCAUGUCACUUUUCGCAAAAUUAUUGCUGAUCUCAAUGGUGGUCAACGCUUUCGGCCAGUUUGGCGGUAUGUUCGGCUAUGGCGGCUUUCCUUAUGGUGGUUAUGGCAUGGGGAUUCCUCCUCCAGUGCCGCCACCACCUAUGUUUCCAGGUCUAUUCGGCUACGGAUACGGUGGACCAAUGGGUUAUCCUUUUGGUUUUUGAUAUGAGGAGAAGAAUGGACGAG
Cylicocyclus nassatus is the source of this 270-nucleotide messenger RNA. NCBI's taxonomy places the organism in Eukaryota, Metazoa, Nematoda, Chromadorea, Rhabditida, Strongylidae. The record is from the annotation of a GenBank genome assembly.